GCCGCCUCUGCCUGGGCGCGGAACAAACGGUUAAAGAUUUUGGGCAGCGCCUCGCGGGGGGAGGAGCUAGGGGGCCGAUCCGCAAUUAAAGAUGAACUUUGGGUGAACUAAUUUGUCUGACCAAGGUAACGUGGGCAGUAACCUGGGCGGCCUAUAAAGAGGGCGCGCGGCGGGGUUCGGAGCGAGGGCGGCGGCGGCAGGUGGCGCGGAGGCUGCUGCGUGCCAUGGGGCUCCCGGCGCUGCUGGCCAGUGCUCUCUGCACCUUCGUGCUGCCGCUGCUGCUCUUCCUGGCAGCGACUAAGCUCUGGUACUUGUACUGUGUGAGCAGCCGCGACCGCAGCUGCGCCCUCCCUUUGCCCCCCGGGACCAUGGGCUUCCCAUUCUUUGGGGAAACCUUGCAGAUGGUGCUGCAGCGGAGGAAGUUUCUGCAGAUGAAGCGCAGAAAAUACGGCUUCAUCUACAAGACGCAUCUGUUUGGGCGGCCCACAGUCCGGGUGAUGGGCGCGGAUAACGUGCGGCGCAUCUUGCUAGGGGAGCACCGGCUGGUGGCUGUGCAGUGGCCUGCGUCCGUGCGCACCAUCCUGGGCUCCGGAUGCCUCUCCAACCUGCACGAUUCGUCUCACAAGCAGCGAAAGAAGGUGAUUAUGCAGGCCUUCAACCGCGAGGCACUCCAGUGCUAUGUGCCGGUGAUCGCCGAGGAGGUGGGCAGUUGUCUGGAGCAGUGGCUAAGCUGCGGCGAGCGCGGCCUCCUGGUCUACCCCGAGGUGAAGCGCCUCAUGUUUCGCAUAGCCAUGCGCAUCCUGCUGGGCUGCGAGCCUGGUCCGGCAAGCGGCGGCGGGGAGGACGAGCAGCAGCUAGUGGAAGCCUUCGAGGAGAUGACCCGCAAUCUCUUCUCUCUCCCCAUUGACGUGCCCUUCAGCGGGCUGUACCGGGGCGUGAAGGCGAGGAACCUUAUUCACGCGCGGAUCGAGGAGAACAUUCGUGCCAAGAUCCACCGGCUUCGGGCUGACGAGCCCCAAGAGGACUCGUGCAAGGACGCACUGCAGCUCCUGAUUGAACACUCAUGGAAGAGGGGAGAGCGGCUGGAUAUGCAGGCACUAAAGCAGUCUUCAACAGAGCUCCUCUUUGGUGGCCAUGAAACUACAGCCAGUGCAGCCACAUCGCUGAUUGCUUACCUAGGACUCUACCCACCCGUUCUCCGGAAAGUCCGGGAGGAGAUAAGGAGUAAGGGCUUACUUUGCAAAAGCAAUGAAGACAGCAAGCUAGACAUGGAAACGUUGGAGCAGCUUAAAUACACUGGGUGUGUUAUUAAGGAGACCCUUCGGUUGAAUCCCCCAGUUCCAGGAGGGUUUCGGGUUGCUCUGAAGACUUUUGAGUUGAAUGGAUACCAGAUUCCCAAGGGCUGGAAUGUUAUUUAUAGUAUCUGUGACACACACGACGUGGCAGAUAACUUCGCUAACAAGGAGGAAUUUAACCCUGACCGCUUUAUAUCACCUCAUCCCGAGGACGCGUCCAGGUUCAGCUUCAUUCCGUUUGGAGGAGGCCUUCGGAGCUGUGUAGGCAAAGAGUUUGCAAAAAUUCUUCUUAAGAUAUUUACAGUGGAGCUGGCCAGGCAUUGUGACUGGCAGCUUCUAAAUGGACCUCCUACAAUGAAAACCAGCCCCACUGUGUACCCUGUGGACAAUCUCCCCGCAAGAUUCACCCACUUCCGGGGUGAUGUCUGAUGGGUAUUUCAACUCUUGGACUUCUUUGAAGUAUACGUGUUUUUUUUUAUAGUGUCAUGUUGCCUUUAUUUAAUUUCUAAAUGUAUUGUCUAAUAUUUAUGUGUCUCUACUACAGCCCCAUGGUCUUUAAAUAUUAAAAUAAUGAAUUUGUAUGAUUUCCAAAUAAAGUAAAAUUAAAAAGUA
Microtus ochrogaster (prairie vole) is the source of this 1907-nucleotide messenger RNA. It is a transcript of the gene Cyp26a1, whose product is annotated as cytochrome P450 family 26 subfamily A member 1. NCBI's taxonomy places the organism in Eukaryota, Metazoa, Chordata, Mammalia, Rodentia, Cricetidae. Gene Ontology annotation, biological process: sterol metabolic process. Gene Ontology annotation, molecular function: monooxygenase activity; oxidoreductase activity, acting on paired donors, with incorporation or reduction of molecular oxygen; heme binding. The record is from RefSeq and is a predicted model, not a curated record.